Ceratina calcarata is the source of this 4672-nucleotide messenger RNA. Its product is annotated as fibril-forming collagen alpha chain. The coding region runs from base 124 to 4635 and encodes 1503 amino acids. Lineage: Eukaryota; Metazoa; Arthropoda; Insecta; Hymenoptera; Apidae. The transcript is spliced from 27 exons. Gene Ontology annotation, cellular component: extracellular matrix. The record is from RefSeq and is a predicted model, not a curated record. Gene Ontology annotation, molecular function: extracellular matrix structural constituent.
UUGAGUUACAAGACAUCUGCUAAAUAGAUGACACGCCAGUUGUCGCAAGUCUAGUUGUCCUCAGCUUCGGACGAAGGCGAGUUGCCUCUAGGAUCACGUUACUGUCUAUAAUAGUAACUGGCGAUGGGGCCGAAGGCCCUUCAGCUGGCCGCAACGUUUGUCGUCGUCGUUUUUCUUUUGAUCAGGGUUGAAUCCGUACGCACGAAGUUUAGGAAACAGCGAUCAAAGCCGCUCCAAGCUCAACAACCUGUGAACGCUGAUUACGAUUACGAGUAUUACGACUACGACGAUUACGAGGAUAGGAAUGACACUGCUACCACAACUCCACCGCCGCCUAUUCUAUCUGGUAUCAACACUCCGAACAGGGGUGGCUUACUCACAGAUGGACUGCCAAACCUCUACAGGCCAACAUUGCCUACAGAUCCACCGACAUCGACAACAAUUGAUUCUUACAAUCAAGGAUCGUUAGAUGAAUUGCAUACAACAGUGGAACGUGGUGCACCACCGACCGAGAUCGUGCCUGGAGAGAGCAAUGUGAUAAAUUCUGUAGCUGUUCCUGGACCGAGAGGAGAUCCUGGUCGACCCGGAGACGCAGGUCGUCCAGGUGACGCAGGCUUUCCAGGACAGCCAGGAACUCCAGGAGUGCCGGGACUUCCAGGGCCACCAGGACCCGUUCCCGACGUAUCAUUGUAUUACCAACAAUUAGCUUUGUCUCAAGCAAAUCAAGAUAAGGGUCCAACAGGAGCCGCAGCACCUCUCUAUGGUCCGGAAACUUAUCUUCAGGCACAAGUAGGUCCCGCAGGUCCACGUGGUCCACCAGGUCCACCAGGUUUGCCUGGACCACAAGGGUUUCAAGGAGUGCGAGGAGAACCUGGGGAGCCUGGGACACCAGGCCUUCCAGGUGCACCAGGCCCACGCGGAUUACCCGGUUUAGCCGGAAAAGAUGGUAGCACCGGUGACGAUGGAGAACCAGGUCCACCAGGGUCGGCCGGUCCAGUUGGACCAAGGGGCCUUCCAGGAAUGCCCGGCCUCCCGGGAGUAAAAGGACAUCGUGGUUUCCCAGGAUUAGAUGGCGCGAAAGGAGAACAAGGCACACCAGGUGAAAAGGGAUCUAUGGGUGGACCCGGACCGAUGGGACUCGUGGGUUCAAUAGGCCCGGCAGGUCCUCGCGGUGAGAGAGGUAGAGAAGGUCCGUCUGGGCCUCCAGGAAUAAGAGGAGUGGACGGAAUUCCUGGUCCUCCUGGACAGCCCGGUGCACUGGGUAAGCCAGGAUCUCCUGGUUUUCCCGGUAGUCCAGGUGCGAAAGGAGACGAAGGAGCUCAAGGAGUAAAAGGAAGUCAAGGCAUACAAGGCCCGCGAGGUGAAACUGGACGCCCCGGACAACCUGGUGAGUCAGGACCCCAGGGACCUCAAGGAAAAGACGGAACACCAGGAGAGAAAGGAAGCACUGGAGCACCUGGUUUGGUAGGUGCUCCAGGUUUUCCAGGUGCUCGUGGACAACCUGGAAUAUCUGGUAAUCCUGGAACUCCAGGUGCAAAGGGCAUGCCUGGAUUUCCUGGAGAAAGAGGGUUCAAGGGAGAUAGCGGGGUCAAGGGUGAUUCAGGAACUCCAGGACCUCGCGGUUUACCUGGACCUCCCGGUAACGAGGGUAAACGAGGAAAACGAGGCAUGCGCGGUCCUAGCGGUGUACCCGGACCUCCCGGAGAACGUGGAACACCGGGUGCACCAGGUCUCCCAGGACCGGAUGGACCCAUGGGUCCUAAAGGUCAGCCAGGAGACCGUGGACCUACCGGUCCGAUUGGCCCGAAAGGAGCUACAGGAGAUCCCGGACGUCCAGGACCACCCGGGUUACAGGGGACACGAGGAUUGAUGGGCCGAACCGGCGCCCCCGGGAAACCAGGUAAUCCGGGCGAGCGGGGUAUUCAAGGUGCCGAUGGAAAACCUGGUGAACAGGGUCCACCCGGAAUACAAGGCUUACCUGGUCCAUUAGGUCUUACAGGAGAAAAAGGAUAUCCGGGUGAGCCAGGUAAAGCGGGCGAACCGGGAAGUCCUGGUCCGCCUGGUCCAAGGGGCGACACAGGAAAAGAAGGAGCACCUGGAUUACAAGGUUCACCAGGACCAUCGGGAGCUGAUGGCGAACGAGGACCUUCCGGCCCUCCCGGGCCUAGAGGUUUUCAGGGUUUUCCAGGUGCAACUGGUAACCCAGGAACUCCGGGAAAAGAUGGAGAAGCUGGUGUUCAGGGACCACCUGGUCCACCUGGUACGCCCGGAAAUAGAGGUGAACGGGGAUUUCCUGGCGAGAGAGGUGCACCAGGUCCAUUGGGAUUAACGGGGCCAAGAGGAGAACCAGGGACGCAAGGUUUAGAUGGUCCACCGGGAUUGCCUGGACCUAAAGGGGACAGGGGAACACAAGGACCAUCAGGUUUAAUGGGACAACCAGGUUUGCGAGGACCGCCCGGAGAAACAGGACCAAAAGGGGACAGAGGACCGUCUGGACCAAUUGGGCCAGAAGGCCCUUCGGGACGAAUCGGGGAGCGUGGCCCGCAGGGUCAAAUCGGUCCACCAGGACCACCAGGCGAACCAGCAGAACGUGGGGAUCCCGGUUCGCCUGGACCUCCAGGAGAAGUUGGCGCUUCUGGAAAUCCCGGAGAGAGAGGACCUCAAGGAUUGCAAGGUUUACAAGGAUUUCCAGGGCCACAGGGACUCAUCGGUUUACCAGGAUUAAAAGGUGACCGCGGUUAUCCCGGUUUAAAAGGAGAUCAAGGAAAUCAUGGUACACCCGGCAUCCCUGGCGAACCCGGGGCACAAGGCUUAAUUGGAUUAACGGGGGCUAAAGGAAUGAGAGGCGAACCAGGCGCCAGAGGAGAAUCAGGAAUCGCAGGACCACCUGGAAUACCGGGUCCAAUCGGAGCAACGGGCCCGUCAGGCUCGAUAGGACCAGCAGGACCUCCUGGUUUACCAGGCAUCAAGGGUAACGUUGGAGAAGCAGGCCGAACAGGAAGUCCCGGUCCAGCCGGAAUUCCAGGUUUACCUGGCGCGGAUGGUAGCAAGGGCGAGAGCGGCUCACAGGGACCACCGGGAAUACCUGGACCUCAGGGUCCGCAAGGUCCUAUUGGAGAGAGAGGUUUGCCUGGUUUACCAGGACCAUCGGGACCGAUGGGCGCCAGAGGAUUGCGAGGGGCACCGGGAGAAUCUGGCGUACCCGGGAAACCAGGGACGGAAGGUCCACCCGGGUUAACCGGCCUGAUCGGACCUAUUGGACCACCUGGAGCUCCAGGAGAAACUGGACCGGAGGGUCCUAUCGGUAAACCUGGGCCACCUGGAAUAGGUGGUCGCCCUGGAGAUAAAGGACCACCGGGAUCAGUAGGACAAACGGGGUCACCUGGUUCUCCGGGUUUACCGGGAUCGCCUGGGCAAGCAGGUCUUCCGGGACCGUCUGGAGAAAGAGGACCAAAGGGAGAAGCAGGGCCGCAAGGUGUUGAAGGACAACAAGGAGCUCGGGGGAAACCGGGACCCAUAGGACUCGAAGGUCCAAAAGGCGAACGCGGGGAAGAGGGUCCGAAAGGUGCGAAGGGUCAUAGAGGUUUUACGGGUUUGCAAGGACUUCCUGGACCCAUUGGUCCAGCGGGCGAGAAAGGAAUACCUGGUCUUCCUGGAUUACCAGGGAAAGAUGGAGAACCUGGGCCUAGAGGUAGCCCAGGUCGCGAUGGUAAUCCUGGAUUGAUUGGAUUAAGCGGAAAUCCAGGACCAAAGGGCCCACCAGGUGACGAAGGUCGUCACGGUCCAGCUGGACCACCCGGGCCACCGGGACCGCCAGGUCCACCUGGCGAGAUUGGACUAGGAUACGAUGCUGCAUCUCUAGCUGUUCUGUUAGGGCAAGGUCAAACUAAAGGACCAGAUCCAUUAAUUGGCGACGAACCACCGAGAAUGUUCGGUCAAGAUAUGACAGAAGAAGAAAGGCAAGAACUCAUUACAAAAGCGUACAAUCAACUGAAAUCGUCGUUCCAAAAAUUGAUAAAGCCAGACGGUGAGAAAUAUUCACCGGCCAAAACUUGUAAGGAUCUUUACAGCGCUUAUCCAGACAAACUUUCUGGAGAAUAUUGGGUCGAUCCCAAUGAAGGUGACACCAGAGAUGCAAUUCUAGUACACUGCGAUGCUACGAAGCGUGCUACGUGUCUGUUACCAAGUCCUGUUCGAUCCCCAGAAAUUACAUACAUCACCGAUCAGCCAGAAACAUGGUUGAGCGAAAUAGAAAACGGGAUGAGGAUUACAUACAAAGCAGAUAGCAAUCAAAUUGGUUUCCUGCAACUACUGUCUACGAACGCGUAUCAGAAUAUAACGUACCACUGCAAAAAUAGUGUUGCGUAUUUCGAUGCUGAGAGAAAAACAUAUAGAAAGAGCAUGAAAUUUUUAACAUGGAACGAUGCCGAAUUAACUGCACGAGGAAAUCAACGUUUGAGAUACGAAAUGAUCCUGGAUGAGUGUAGAAUAUACAAUGGUCAAUGGGGCAGGACAGUUGUAUUAUAUGAAACCGAUAAACCUGUAAGGCUGCCUUUGAUAGACGUGUCCUUGCGUGAUAUAGGAAAACCUGAUCAAAGCUUUUAUAUUGAAAUUGGUCCUGUUUGUUACAUGUAAUAAAUUGGAAUUCUAUAAAUACAUCUUUACAAUCUUA